UUCCUCGUUUCUACAACAUACGCGACCAAAGCGAGCACUCCAGCCGCUGUGCCUUUCUAUCGGCCCCAACAGCCAACGACCGCAAGAAAAUUGACAGGAUCCGGCUGAAGGUCUCAGAAUCUGGAUGGCACAGGCGCUUGUUACUGCGCGUCAAGAACCUGAAGUUGAGUCCAAGUGCGUCGUAUGUCAUUGAAUCUUCCGGCGGAUGAGGGCCUGUUUCGUGUCGAUUCCGGACCGUCGUAAGAUAUGCUCCGUCGAAGUCACAAAAAGUCCAAAGAUGGCUGUGCUGAAUGCAAGCGACGCCACGUCAAGUGCGAUGAGGCUCGACCCUCGUGCCGACUCUGCGUCCUCUCGGAUCGUGUCUGCGCCUACACCUCCCAAGGCUCAGCCCUACAGGUGAAUCCCCCCUCUGGGACACCCUCACAGGAAGGUUCCUGUAGUCCAGCACCCCAUUCAGAGCCCAAUGGAAGGCCCAUACCCGUCGCUGUUCGGCCCAACCUGGAGGGCCUCGCUGGUAACUCUGACAAUGGUCACACGGACACUGAUGAGGUCAACCUCGACCACAUGGAGCUUCUCAUCCACUUAACUGUCGAUGAGAACGUCUUCAGCCUCGCUGACCGCGUCGAAGACUACAAGUUGGCCAUGUCCGUCGGUCUCCCCCUCGCCCACGCCACGCCCUACCUCCUCUACCAGAUGCUCGCCUUCUCCGCGCGCCACCUCGCCCACCUCCAUCCGGAUCGCUUCCCCAAGUACCACAACCUCGCUGUCAACCUGCAGACCCGCGCCGUCUCGCUCUUCAACGCUUCAGGCACCGCGCUCACCCAGAAAAACUGCGUGCCCAUGCUUCUCUUUGCUACCAUCCUCGGCCACCACCUUUUUGCGGACAUGCUCUCGCAGAGGGAAGACGGCGGCUUCCAUGCCUUUAUCACCCGCUUCACGCACUGCUUGGAGCUACACAGGGGCAUCCACACCAUCUUCACGGCCGCCAAGCCUGUCUUGAUGAAGUCGCCUCUGGAGCCGGCUCUGAAGGGGAGCAUGGAUCUCACGUCACGAGACCCGACAGGAGACGACUGCGACGAACUGAUGAGACUGAUCUCCAGCUCGUCCCAGCUCACAGCGUCCCAGAAAGAAUCAUGCCUCGCCGCCACGCGCUUCUUGCAGGUCGGCUUUGACUCCUCCGCCGAUGGUGACGAGGCCCCCCAACGCCAUCAAAUGUGCUUCACGUGGAUGCUUCUGGUGCCGCCCGAGGUGACAACCUUGAUGGCAACGUGCCAGCCAGAGGCUUUAGCGAUCUUGUUUCAUUACGCAUUGCUCUUGCACUCCAGUAGUAGUAUCUGGCAGAUUGGCGCAUCGGGCGGGUAUAUCAUGGGCAAGGUCGGUACGUUCCUUGGCCCGAGCUGGGAUCACUGGCUCAGUGCUGCUCGACGGAAAACGGCACAAUCUCCAUUAGCCGCGGCACCACCGAGUGUUGUCUGAAAGAAUCUACUGGAUGGCGUACAAUUGGGGAACGUGCAUAGAGGCCAGGGGCCAAGACACCAACUGCAUGAGCUCGUAGCCGCCAGGCAAUCCUACUGGGGUAGAUGCAAACGCGACCGCGUGAG
Messenger RNA from Emericellopsis atlantica, 1601 nucleotides. RefSeq lists its product as uncharacterized. Lineage: Eukaryota; Fungi; Ascomycota; Sordariomycetes; Hypocreales; Bionectriaceae. The coding region runs from base 247 to 1476 and encodes 409 amino acids. Gene Ontology annotation, molecular function: zinc ion binding; DNA-binding transcription activator activity, RNA polymerase II-specific. The record is from RefSeq and is a predicted model, not a curated record. The transcript has 4 exons. Gene Ontology annotation, biological process: regulation of transcription by RNA polymerase II.